Pelobates cultripes (western spadefoot toad) is the source of this 26282-nucleotide messenger RNA. NCBI's taxonomy places the organism in Eukaryota, Metazoa, Chordata, Amphibia, Anura, Pelobatidae. The record is from the annotation of a GenBank genome assembly.
AUGACGCAUCAAAGGGCUUUCAUAGAUCCCUCAUCUGGUAACCUAUCUUUCUUAUUUUACUUUUUCUCUAUUUCCUACUACUUUCUGCAAUUAUUGAUAUUUUGCAGCCUUGACUGACCUCAGUUCCUAUAGCCACCAGUCUGUACAAGGCUUUGUGUUGGAAUUCUUGGUGUGUAUGUGUCAAUAUAUAAUGACUACACUUUAGAGAUGAGUAGUUAUAACCAGGUUUGAAAUUUUCUUUGAAUUCUCAUUUUAGUAUUUAAACCAUGUUAGUGAAGCCUAUAAGGGAGAACAAGGGGUAAAUGACAUUUGGAUUAAUAGGGUGGAGAGUUUAUUAAUCCUUGCUUUGGCACGUAUUGUUUUAGUCCUGUCUUUGGCACGUAUUGUGUUAGUCCUUUAACACAGUAAAGGAGUUUAAGCAUGCGUGGGAUAGGCAUAAGGCUAUCCUAACUAUAAGAUAAGGCCAGGGACUAAUGAAAGUAUUUAGAAAAUUGGGCAGACUAGAUGGGCCGAAUGGUUCUUAUCUGCCGUCACAUUCUAUGUUUCUAAAUUUAUUUUUUUUUUUUUUAAAUUCUUUAUUUUAUUUGUGCAUGAAAUGAGAGCAAGCAUGCAGAGCCACGACAGCCGCUGCAAGCAGUUUCAAAGGGUUACAUUUCGUGGCAGGUUAAACAGCACCGUUUUUUAUUUUUUCCAUGAAGAUAUCAAGCUAUAAGACAUUUGUGAUAUGCAGUGUACAUGCUAGGCUAAAUGUGUACUUGUCAAGGAUGAUCUCGCUCAGUGUCACAUUGAGGUGUUUAUAGCUUUGACCCCUUGGCAGGUAUGCAGGUUCUCGCUUGGAUGAUUACAUGUGACUUCGUAUGAUAUGCUGCAUUGUGGUUGCAGUGUGUUGUGCGUUGCUAGUAUGUCAGCAAUACCUAUAUGAGUGUGUGCUCAUGAGUGCCAUGUAGGUUUUGUGUACACAGGGUUGUUAUGCUAAACAACAUACAUUACAAAUCAUAGAUGAGGUCUGAGUAGGUCGCUUUGGUAGUUUUCACCCGGGUGUAUCGAGGGGGUGUUCCAGGCUCUCUCCAUGGGAAAGGGCUGGCUUCAGGGUGGUCUCGAGCCCACAUAGACAGGGGCAGUCCCGUAAUUAUCCGAUACCUGCUCUGCUACUUUCAUAUAGCAUGGAGCUAACGUCCCUCAGAGCAGGCAUCAUGGUAUAGUCCAUCCAUGCUGUACUGUAGGGCCCUCGCCGGAGUCUUUUGGGUAUCAGCCGCUCAUUGUGGAGCCUGCCACUGUCGAUCGUCCUCGGGUUGGUGUCAUACCCCGCCGGUAUCUCGGCGUCCGCUGCUUGAUUGUGCUGUUGUCUGGGUAGUGGUAGUGCAAGCUGGGUGGCAGGUGAGUGCGAGGAGAGUCCUUGUGUGAGGGUAGCUCGCUUGGCGGCAAGCCCCGAUGUCCACGGCGGGAGUGAUCGUGAUGCGAUGUUCCGUUCCCCUAAAGCUUUCGCUAUGAGCCGCUCAUCAGGGUCUCUUGUGCCGCUAAUUUUCGGCCUAUGUGGCUGCAGGAGUAGGUGGUGGUUUAUCCGCUCCUCCCUGUUGCCAGGUCGGGGUGACGGAAUCCCGUUGUGUGCCGUGGGUUCGGAAAUGGUGCAGGAUUUCUCCAUACCUCCCGCGCACAUGGUGCCCGCCAUCUUGAGAGCCACUCUCGGGUCCCCUGGCUCCAUGUGUGUAGUCUUGAAUAGGGCCCCAGGGUGAGGACCGGGAUCACCCCCACCGGUCCGGGGGGGGGGGGACAGGUCCGGAUCCACCUGGAUUUGUGCCUCAAGCUGGGUACUGUGGUGCAGGACAGUGGGGCAGCGGCCGUCCGCCCCACUCACCGCCGGAGAAGGCCCCGUGGCAACGAGGAUAUCUCCUCCCGGGGACUGUAGCUCGGUGAGCCAGCCUCUCCCAGGGUCCAGCAGUCUCUGCGCUCUGGGCACUGUCACUGGUGGUCAGUUGGAAGGCAGUAAUACAUGGUUUUUCAGAGUAUUUGUCGAUAUUUUGCAGGAGCAGCUCAAGUUUGCAACCGUCCAGCUCGGCGGUCCAGCCCCGCCCCCGUUUCUAAUUUAUUUAAGUAAUAAAGAUGCUGCUAUCCCAGCUUGGCUAGUUCAGCUUCAAUUUUGCAAUUUAGAUUUUAAUUAAUUAUAAUUUACUGUUUACUAAAUAAACUGCUUAGCUUUACAGCAACUAUUAGUAUUUUGUGCGCACUUAUGUACUUGCACUCUCAGGGCUAUGAGUAUGUGAUACCCACUUCUGAAUUUACAUGAAAUACUGGGUUCUGCGAAAACAGCAUUGCAUUUAAUGCAGAUCAAAAUAGACUCAAAAUAAAUAUGCAUUUAUAUAUUUGUGUUUAUUUGUGUUAACUUAAAAAAUGGAAGGGGGUGUCGCUAAUUAGAAGACAUCAUAUAUACCUCAAAUUAAAAACAUGCAUUAAUUUGGCAUUAUAUAUCUAAAAAAAGCUUGUAAAAGCUCCAGUUCUUAUGACUGAAGCCUUUGCAAGCCCACCCUCUUUUGCUCUGUUCAGGAGGAAUGCUGGUCUGUCAUGGGAGCUAACGGAAGAAGGAAGCAAACCUCCCUGGCUGUUUGAUUGACAGCCAGGAUAGUUUUCAUAAAUAGCUAUAAAUUGGCAGUAUUAUAAACUAGGUUUAAAAUAGGAUACUUCUUACCCAUAAAGUACUUCAGCAAGCUGUGGUCCUUUAUUUAUUUAAAUUUUUUAUACAAGUGCAAAAACUUUCACUAUAACAUAACAUGAAAAGUGAAGCUCGCAACAUGAUUAGUACAUAAUGUGGUAGGAUACAUAUGUACAUUUAAAGGGGAAACACCACCCUGUAGUAUACGUUACACACACACAACUUGGACAAAGUUAACAGAUCCAACCAGGAAAUGAACUUCCCAGCAGCCUGACAGACAGCACUGAGAGGUUGGGUUAGAGCUUUGUCCUUUUUACAUAUCGCUGCAGUUAUGCUCUCUGCACCAUCAGUGUAGCGGAUGGCACUGAGCUGUCCUGAGAAUUUCAUGUAUUUUAAUGCAUUCGUGUGAAAACAGCAAAGUUCUAUGUAUUUAAUGUAUUGUAUUGGGUGAUUUUUGGAUAUGUUGUUCACCCAGAUCAGGGCUACCAGGGGAUGUAUGAUUUAAAGUGGUACCCCUAAGUUUAGGGGUACAUCCAGAAACGGGGGGAAUUGGUGUGCUGGAUAAGGGGAUUAUGAUGCAGGCUGAGGGGAGGAGAUGUGUGGGAGGUUACCAGAACAGGAUUGGCUACUGUACUAAUGAAUGAAAAUCCCUCCCUUUCAUGGGAGCAGGCUUUAAAAGGCCACUGUCUGAAUAAAGCUUGAGUUCUGCUCCUGAAACUGUGUGUCGUCCAGUUAUUGGGAUUGCUGUUGGGAUACUGCUGUUAUUUGGCCUGCUGGAUAUUUUACCCUAUGGAUUUAUAAUUGCUUGUUCCUGAACCUCCCUGGGAUUCAAAGUGGAGAUAGGCUGUGUAAUACCAGAUCUCCGCUACAAUCAGCUUUGCAACGAUGCAAAGUUGUUACUGUACUAAGAGUUUAUUCAUAGAGUCAGGUGACCAAUGAACCAAUGCAGAUGGGAUGUCUGGAAUACCCCAAGACAGAUGGGUUUUCCACAUUCAAACAAGGGGGUCUCUAGUUAAUAAUUAAGUCAUUUAAAAUAAAGGAAUAAAAUAUACAGUAAUUUUGCAGAGUGCAUAAAUGUACCUCAGAAAUAAAAUCACAGAGCUCCACAGAAAUAAAACCCACAGUAAUGUGCAGUGUGUACGAAUAUAUCAUUGAGCUUGUCCUGUCUGUAUGAAUGUGUGACAGAGCUUCCGUACUCCAACAGAGUACCUCCACCAAGUCAACUUUUAGGGACCUUGGAACGCUACAGCCCCAGUCUCUGAAGCUUGGCUGGGUCUCUCCGGACCUCUUCCAACCGACCAGGCUGCAGCUCUCUCCUUCCAGGCAGGUAUCCUCUUUCACAGGCAGGUAUCUUUAACUCUGCCUGCACUGUAAAUAGCUCUUGCCUUUAUAAAGGUACUUGCAGCUUUCCGACCUCCCUCUUUUUAAUUUUGUUCUAUGUUACAGGGACUAGGCAGCCAGCCAACAAAAACAAAGAUUAUUUUACUGUGAACAAAUUAGACACAGGACACACAGUUUCAAAAGGAACUUGAAUAACAAUUUUUUUUUUUUUUUGAAACCAACGAAUAGCCUUUGUGAACUAGUCCUUAAACAUGUGGUGAGAAACAUUUAAAAUACAAAUAAAUACAACAUUGGAGAACGAACAAUUAUAAUUAAUGUGAUGAGACCAAUCUCGCCACUGUGCAUUGGAGGAGCCUGGUUGCCCGCCUGCUGCAUUUAGACUAUGGCCCCAUGUUGAAACGCUUGAUUUUCCCCUGCAAAGACACGAAAGCCGGGUCAUUCGGUGCUUGCCCUGUUUGAGUGGUGAUACCCCAGAUAGCUGUGCCAUGGAGCCCAUUCGUAUAAUAAAAGACUAUGGGAAAGACUUUGGCUCCAUGGCAAUUGAACUGUAUGUGUGUGGUCUGAGCACCAUUCAGUAAUAAUGUGUGCUCAGACCUAAGCUAUCUGGGGAUAUGUUGCAUGUCUGUAUUUUAUGUAAUAAAUGUAACCUUGUGUAUUUUAUUGUAUUUUACUGUCUUUUUACUGCCAUGUGCUUAAUGGAGUUUUGCCUCUGUCCUUGGAGAUAAUUGGAUUACUUCCCAAUUAUCUCCAGGAUAGAAGGCUCUGUGGAACUGGUUUUGGGCAGAAAAGCCAUGCUUCCUGUGGUCACAAAGGCAUUCGAUCUAUCUUUUGAACCACUGGACCAAUUUGUAUGAUUUUGACGUAUGUUUGUAUUUGGAGUAUGCUGAUUCUGAAAAUAUUAGUUUUAUGUGAUGCAUACUUUUAAAGUUAUGAAUAAUGUGGAAAAACUAUUUCUCUGUCUGUGAUAAUUACAUUACCCAUUGUGUAAGGUAAUUGUAUCACAGGCAGAGGGGAGGAUUUUGUGUGGGAGUGUCUGAGUGUAUUGUAUGUGUUUAUUGGUUGUGUUCCAAAACCCUGUGGGUGGUACUAAUGUGUAUAUAAGAACAAUAAACCCACAGCUCUGUCUGUUCACUGCUUGACCCUCAACACGGAGCUUUGUCUCAUUCUUGGGGGGAUUUACUGUAUGCUGUUAGAGACUGAUUGCCAGGAGUGUAAGCCGCUUGGGUGCUUUUCCUGUUCAGCUGCUAGCAGCUAUUCGUGAGGUUCCAGUUUGGGAAUUUGCUACUUGGUAUCCUGUUCGGGAGUUUGGGGUUCUGCAGUAGCUGUGCCUGUGUCUCUGGAAGGAGAAGAUCUCCUAAACGGCUUUUAACCCCUUUUAUGCCUUGGGGUGCCGUUACAAUUAAUACAUGAACUAUAUAAUGCAAGUGACAUUUUCAAACACACUAAGCAAUAAUAUAACAUUUAAAGAGACACUCCAGGCACCCAGACCACUUCUGGCCAUUGGAGUGGUCUGGGUGCCAACUUCCACUACUCUUACCUGCAAGUGUAAUUAUUCUAGUAUUUUUAUAAACUUCAAUAAUUACCUUGCAGGGUUAACUCCACCUUUAGUGGCUGUCUACUAGACAGCCACUAGAGGGCACUUCCUGAUUCAUAGCACAGAAAACCUGUGCUAGAGCGUUGCUGGACGUCCUCACGCUGGGUGAGGCCCUCCAGCGUCGCUCAAUUCCCCAUAGGAAAGCAUUGAAAAGCAUUUGCAAUGCUUUCCUAUGGGGAGCUCUAAUGCUCAUGCGUGGCAUUGCCGCGCAUUCGCAUUAGGUGUCCCUGGCCAGUGGGCGGGAUCAGUCUCGCCCAUCGGCCGACGUAAUGCAGAGGAGGAGCAGCGGCGGAGAAAGAAGCAGUGACGUGGGACAUGUCGCUGCCUCUGGUAAGUCACUGAAGGGGUUUUCACCCCUUCAGCAACCGGGGAUUGGGGGGUGGGAUCCCACGUCGCUGCUUCUUCCUCCGCUGCUGUAAUAGUUAUUUGUCCCCCUCCUGCUUACCUUCUGUGCAGACAGGUGGGCAAUAAUUGCUCCCAUGGUGAUCCAGAGGGUCCCUUGUAGGCAGCUGGUUCAUUCCCUGGUGGUCCAGUGUGCUGCUAGUGGACUCUCUUGUGGUCCAGUGUGUUGCUGGGGCUGCUGGCGCACUGCCGCGCUGUCCGGGCGCUUUAUGAUGAUGUCAGAGCGCAGGCUGGGAACCCGGCGCCUGUGCUCUGACACUCACAGAGCGCUGGGACUGCAUGGGAGUGCAGCAGCCCCAGCAACACACUUUACCACCAGGGUCACCCUUUACAUGACAACUGGGCUGGAGGGGCAUUUUUACCUCCCCCCACGCCAUAACACGUGGCACCUAUUACGGACUAUUGUCGGAUUAGGCGCAGCAAGGGAUCAGUACCCCCUCGCUGUGCAGAAUCAUUUGAUAGUCCAAUAUAAUAGGCGAAACUACGGAACAGGACCGCAGGGCCUCACAUAAUGUCACUGCUCAAUUCUCUGCCAUUUAGGAGUGAAAUCUCUUUUGUUUCUGUUUAUGCAACGAUAGUCAGCUACACCUCCCCUAACUGUGACUGACACAGCCUGCGUGAAAAAUGGUUUCAGAUCUUACUUUAGAUGAUUUUAUCUCCUGCGCGGUUUAUUGAACUUUAAUCAUGCACAAAGCUCCUGUAUAAUCUAGCAGUAUAUUAAAGAACCACUAUAGUGCCAGGAAAACAUACUUGUUUUCCUGGCACUAUAGUGCCCUGAGGGUGCCCCCACCCUCAGGGACCCCCUCCCGCGGACUGGAUGGCGAGGAAAGUGGUUAAACUUACCUUUUUUCCCAGCACCAGGCAGGGAGCUCUCCGCCUCCAAUCCUCCUCUUCGGCUGAAUGUGCAUGCGCGCCAGGAGCUGCACGCGCAUUCAGCCGGUGUCAUAGGAAAGCAUUUACAAUGCUUUCCUAUGGACGCUUGUGUCUUCUCACUGUGAUUUUCACAGUGAGAAGCAUGCAAACGCCUCUAGCGGCUGUCAAUGAGACAGCCACUAGAGGCUUUGGAGGCUGGAUUAACCCAUUUAUAAACAUAGCAGUUUCUCUGAAACUGCUAUGUUAAUAAAAAAAAAGGGUUAAUCCUAGAGGGACCUGGCACCCAGACCACUUCAUUAAGCUGAAGUGGUCUGGGUGCCUAGAGUGGUCCUUUAACAGAGCAGGAGAAUAAAAAUGCUAUUUUAAACAGACUGUGCAAUAAAGAAAUUUUAACGUUAGAUUUCACUUUACAGGAAGUGUUUAGGAAGGCUAUGCAAGUCACAUGCAUGGAGGUAUGACUGGGAUUGCAUAAACAAAGUAAUCUAACUCCUAAAUGGCAGAGAAUUGAGCAGUGAGGCUGCAGGGGCAUGAACUAUACACUAAAACUGCUUCAUUAAAGAAACACAAUAGAGUUAGGAAAGGAAAUAGUAUUCUUAACACUUUAAUGUCCUAGUCAUCGUUCUGGUAAAACCUAUUUGAAAAAAAAUGUAUAGCUUUUAUAUUUUUAUUUAGGCAAACCUGCAAAAGAAUAGAUGUUGGAUCAGCACUAUAUGACCAAUUUGAAGCAAAAAUAAGUGUAGGGCUGCAACCUAUAAAUAUGAGGUUCCCUCACAAACCCUCAGAAAAGAAUAAAAGACAAAAAAUGAAAAUAGGUCGUGCCACAAUAAACAGUGAAAUAAAAUAGACUGCAGUAAUGUACUCACAUAUAUUGAGCAAAGCAAAAAUGUUUUCAAUAGUCCUGAUACUGAGUAGACAGGCAGAGGGUCAAGUUGACCUGCAGGAACUUGAAUAUGAUGUAAGUCUGAUUCGGUUAUAGGUCUUCAAAUGGUCGAGUUGUCUUGACUAAGGUUAAGGUAUGUGAACAUAAAAAGAAAAAGACUCCAAUAGUGCAGACUACAACGGACAAUAAACCGGAAGAAAUAAGACUUCACAGAAGGGUGGUAAUACACUCACCUAUUAAAGAGCUAGAACUAGCUCAGGUAUAACUGGCAUUCAGUGGCAUCGAUACCCCACUGAUAGGAUAUAGGUGUUGGUAAGCAGGAGAGGUCCUCGGUAUAGGGAAAAAAUAGAACCAAAUAUAGUGCUCAAUGAAGUGGAAAUCAAUCAAUAAAUUGAUUAUUUUGUGUAUCUGCCCCAGCCAAAUUAAAGAAACAGUGUGUGCACGCUCCCUGAAGUAAUUCACACCAGACACAAGUUUCAGGUUGAUGAAAAACUUGAGGAAAGUUUAUUCAGAGGGGAUGGCAGGUCCCUCUAAAAGCAGAAAUACAUCAUAUGCAUUGUCAGAGAUAACAUGAAAUAAUACAUCAUUAAUUGGUUAGGUGUUAAGUGGUUUUCUUAAUGCUAGACCUACUAGGGGUGAUGUCACUGGGACCAUGAGGGUCUCCCCCAGAUUCCAGCGCCAUCUUGUUACACAAGGUAGUUACUCGAUGUUAGGGGGGAAGCUCCUAGCGGCCAUUUUAACUAAUCACAUAAGUAGAAUAAUGCCUAUUACAGUUAGAUGAGUAAAUAGACAUUUUACUAGCUACAAAUUAUGUCAAUAUCUCAUUUCCACAACACUCACUGUAUAUUAUAUAAGACAGGUCAGUAUAGAAAAAUGAAAUACUCACAUUUGGAUGAGCAGGAUAUACUGCUCAAUAUGAUAGCGUAGGAGGUACUAUCCCCACCUAGGAUUCCUGAGCAGGUGAACGCUCCAAUGUGGUGGGUGACCAGGUUCAAAUAAAAUUAAUGUAAUAAAAUAAUAUCAUAAAAAAUAAUAAGAAAAAGGUGCAUGGCACAAUAUUCCUUUAUUAAUAACAUAUAAAAAUUAAAUUAAGAACAGCCAAAACGCAUUUCGCCACACAGGGCUUUAUCAACUGGCAAUAAAAACAACAACCUGGUCCAUGAAUGCUUUUAAAGGCUUUGCAAUCAUAUGCUAAUUAAAAUUUUGGCGCCAAAAUGACGUCGUUUACAUAAUACAUAUAAGCAAUACAAAACACAAAUACAAUGUGAACAAGGUAAUAUAAAAACUAAAUGCAUGUUUAAAAUAUGUUGAAGUAAUAAAAACAAGUAUUUUUCUAUAAGUUAAAAAAAAAACAGAAAAGGAUUUUGUUCGAAAAAACAAUCACGUGAUCACGCCAUAACGCAACCACAUGGUUAGCCCAAAUGCCUUUUGGGAAAGAUAUGCUGGAUAGGGGGGAUCGUGAAGAUUGACAAGCCCCCUAGUUUGAGUGGCACCAAGCACAUCGGGGCUGGGCGGGGCUUCCCCAUACACGUAAAGCGCAAUGGAUGCGUCUAUCCCCCGGCAGGGUGCCAAUUGGGGCUGGGCUUCCUCCAUUUCAUCGAACGUAGCAGUGCAUCAUGGGGAACGUAGUCAGCGGGCGGAACCCACCCGGAAGUGGAAGCGCUCCAUCUGAUAACCACUCCCUCCACACCACAAUACCACCAUGCAAAUGCAAAAAACAUUGGGCGGAUAUAUUAACUUAUGCUAAUGGCAACUGUAUUCAAAAUAAACAUAAACAUCCCAAAUAAAUUCAUUACUUUAAGAUAUUUUAAACAAAAUAAAUGACAACAGGGGGUGAGUGUAUGUACAAUGAUAAGAGCAAAUGGUCCCCAAGUAACUAACGUUGUCGCGUUAUGGCGUGAUCACGUGAUCGUUUUUUCUAAUCCUUUUCUGCUUUUUUUUUAAACUUAUAGAAAAACACUUGUUUUUAUUACUUCAACAUAUUUUAAACAUGCAUUUCGUUUUUAUAUUACCUUGUUCACAUUGUAUUUGUGUUUUGUAUUGGUUAUAUGUAUUAUGUAAAUGACGUAAUUUUGGCGCCAAAAUGUGAAUUAGCAUAUGAUUGCAAAGCCUAUAAAAGCAUUCAUGGACCAGGUUGUUGUUUAAAAAAAAAAAAAAAUUAAAAAUACAUAUAUUUUUUUUGUUUGUUUUUGUACUGCAUAUGAUGAUAACAAACAUGAAUGUGGUACCCCGACGGCAUUUUACAUGCUGAUUUCAGAACAAUAGGUACAGUGGGGAAUAAGUGGAUAAGGCAUAGUUUUUUAAAGAGUUGUAAGAUAAGCAUGGUUGUAUUAACAAGCUUGUUCUGCGUAAUUCUGAUCUGUCUAUGUCGCUUAUGCUGUAGGCAUAUAUCGUAAUUUGUUAUGUAGUAAUAGGUGCUUCCAAGGGUGUGCAGGCUUUGUAUAGUUGAGCUUAGUAGAGUAGGCCCCUUUGGGUGUCUAACAUGCCACUGACCCAUAUCGUGUAUGCCGUAUGCCUGUGUAAGUGUGAAAGAUGUGAGCUUGUUAAGAGUGUCAUAUAUGAUGCUCAGAUAUGUAAUUGUUAUGUAAAACAAGGUAUAGAGUAACUAGGCAGGCGUGCAAAGGGUGCGUGCAUGGCAUAAUAACACUAACAUCAACAGCUUAUAUUUAUAGCUUGUGUCUCAUCUUGGGUCUGGAGAGUCUGUAGUGCUCAGUAAGUCAGUACCAACGUUGGCCCAGAGUCAACCGACCCCGCACGCGGGCCACAUUGCAGAGACAGUCUUAUCACCCGGCAUGAGGCUGAAGAGGCUCCGCUGCCUCUUCCCGGCCUUCCGUGGGUGUCUCAUGUAGCAGGCGCAUGUUCUCUGUGAUGUCUCAUGUUCAGCGUUUUGGGUAUGCCAUGGUGGGGAGCGGCGGUGCGGGUUACUUGUUCUCCUGGUGAGUAUCUUGGGGUCCCGGUUUUGGAUUGUACUGAUCGGUGUGGUUGUUGGCCGUUGCCGGUUCUAUGUGGUGGUGUGGUGGUUUUAGCCAGUUUAGGCCUGACCGUCCGCCGUCCUCUCGGUCUGUCGGUCUGUCAGUCGGGCCUUACCCCUCCUGAUUCUGCGUAGGGUUGCUGCUGUUCGGCUGGGCUGUCUGUGGUGUAGUGCUGUUGGCUUCCUCAGCUGGGUGAAAAAAUCACAAUCAAAAUCUUUUUGAUUGUGAUUUUUUCACCCAGCUGAGGAUUUUGAUUGUGAUUUUUUCACCCAGCUGAGGAAGCCAAUAGUAGUUUGGCGAAACGCGUCCUGGGGAUUGUAUUACAUUGCCUUUAUGCCCAGAUUUUAAUAUUAUUGUGUAUUUAUUAUCUAUACAUUUUGUUUUAAUAGAUUCUAAUUGGCCAUUAGAAUUUUUAUACAAUAAACAUUUGUGUUAUCUAUACUGGGAUAUUGGUUCCUGCUAUUAGGUGUGUAGUCCUCAACUACACAACGUGUUGGAAAAGAGCCUAAGAGAGUGGCUCCAGAUUUGUGAGUAUAAUAUAUACAUUUUCCUACACUAUAUACGGAUUUGAAACUAUAUUGCACCAUAUAUAUCUCUGCUGGAGCCCUAGCUGCAACGGGGAAUUUGUCACUUGGAUAAAAGAAGGAGAAAGGUCGCCUUUACAGACCUGAAGGCGUAUAUCCCUGAGCUUGGUCGUAAGCUCAGUAAUAUGUGAGUGGUUCCAUAUAUAGAGUUUAUAUUGCUUUUAAUAAUUUUGUUACAGUGUUGCACUAAGAGUAUUUCAAUUUCCUUUUUAGAGUAAGAUCUAUAUACCACUCAGAAAAAUAUUGAUCGACAAGAACGACGGUUAUAAGAAUUGGACUUCAAUUUGUAUGUAGCGCUUCACCUUUCGUUAUUUUUGUUUUGUGGUUGGUGUAUAUGGAAAGAUUACACAUGGUGAUAUAGCAGCUUACAUUAUUGUUAUAUAUAUAUAUUAUAUAUUGUGGAAUUAUUUAAUUUUAGAGCGCCAGUAUAUUAUUAUUUUGUAUUUGUAUAGUGUCAGUUGUAGUCUGCACUAUUGGAGUCUUUUUGUUUUUAUGUUCACUUAUCUUAACCUGAGUCAAGACAACUCGACCAUUUGAAGACCUAUAACCGAAUCAGACUUACAUCAUAUUCAAGUUCCUGCAGGUCAACUUGACCCUCUACCUGUCUACUCAGUAUCAGCACUAUUGAAACCUGCAAAAGGGUUAAACUAAUAUUCAUAGCAUUCUCUGGUUAUGAAACCAUAAAACAUACUGAUCUUUUUUUUUAUUAUUACAUCAAGCACAAUGCUUCAGACUGCAGUUUGAAAUUCUGUAUGUGUUCUUUUCUUCCUUACAUUUUUAACGUGUUUCUCCUUCUUAUUCCUUUUAUGUUCACUGCUAGUUUCAGGCAGACCCUGUCCUUGUCCUCAUAGGUAUGUCAAUGCCCAUUUGGGAGAUACUGUACAUCUCCCAUGUGUGAUUCCCUGGAGGCCACAAGACCAUGACAAAUGGAAAGUGACUUGGGAGAGGAAAUCAGAAGCUGGUGGGAAGAUCUUCGUUCACUGUCAGGAGGGUUCCAGUGGAGAGGUCAAGCAGAAUGAAGAUUACAGUGGCAGAACGUCCUUGUCACCAAACUGGGAAGAAAAGAAGAGUGGAACUUUGGAGCUUCGGAAUGUUAAGUUGACGGAUGCUGGUCUUUACACCUUCUGGAUUACGCCGUUACCUGAAGAACCAGAUCCUUCUAGUAUGUGCUGUGAAGUCACUUUAAUAGUGGACAAUAUGGGAAUAACAAAGGAAAAAGGUGAGAAAAUCGACGGGACUUCGGUUGUCAGUGUAAAAGGGGACAGGCCAGUAAUGCAAGUCACACCACUACCACUGCCCACAGGGGUGGACCUGCCCACAAAGUGGGCUUUGGCAGGUCAGCCUUGCAUGAAUGCAGACCAGGCUGCCUGCUAUCUGCUAAGGGCAGACCAUGCAAGGAGCAAUGUUUCAGUGCUCUCUGCUUGUGUGUAGUUAUUGCAGAGUGUGCGUUUGUGUAAGGAUGUAGUGUGUGUAUAGUGACUGCAGAGUGUGUUUGUGUAAGGAUGUAGUGUGUGUAUAGUGACUGCAGAGUGUGUGUUUGUGUAAGGAUGUAGUGUGUGUAUAGUGAAUGCAGAAUGUGUCUGUUUGUGUAAGGAUGUAGUGUGUGUAGUUAUUGCAGAGUGUGCGUUUGUGUAAGGAUGUAGUGUGUGUAUAGUGACUGCAGAGUGUGUUUGUGUAAGGAUGUAGUGUGUGUAUAGUGACUGCAGAGUGUGUGUUUGUGUAAGGAUGUAGUGUGUGUAUAGUGAAUGCAGAAUGUGUCUGUUUGUGUAAGGAUGUAGUGUGUGUAGUUAUUGCAGAGUGUGCGUUUGUGUAAGGAUGUAGUGUGUGUAUAGUGACUGCAGAGUGUGUUUGUGUAAGGAUGUAGUGUGUGUAUAGUGACUGCAGAGUGUGUGUUUGUGUAAGGAUGUAGUGUGUGUAUAGUGACUGCAGAGUGUGUGUUUGUGUAAGGAUGUAGUGUGUAUAGUGACUGUAGGGUGUGUGUUUGUGUAAGGAUGUAGUGUGUGUAUAGUGAAUGCAGAAUGUGUCGUUUGUGUAAGGAUGUAGUGUGUGUGUAUAGUGAUGCAGAGUGUGUGUGUUUGUGUAAGGAUGUAGUGUGUGUAUAGUGACUGCAGAGUGUGCGUUUGUGAAAGGAUGUAGUGUGUGUAUAGUGACUGCAGAAUUGUGUUGUGUUUUAAUGACGCUCUCCUCACUACUGAUAUGGAUUUUCAGUCGGGUAUCACAUUCUGUGAACAGCUUCGGGCCUGGGCCCAGGAUAAACUAGCUGACCAAGCCACUUGUAUAAAUGAUAUUAUACAAGAUAAACUUGUACUUGAGUCUGUGGAGAAGUACCAUUCACGAUUGAAACUUUCUCUGAUCUAGGAUUCAGUGAAUACAAUAAGGAACAUACCCAAAUGUUAUCAGCUGCCUUUGUUGCGGGCCUUAAGGAAGCCAUCAGGAAAGGCUUAGUGCUUUCCCGCCCUGAAUAUAGGAUUAUUCCUCUAGACACUCCUUUUGGUUGCUAAAGGCCUAGAAUCUGCACACCAGCCACCCCAAAGGAAAAGUAAUCCCCUUUUGUUUUCCUUUUAUAGUCCUUCCAUCAGACCCACCCCAGCACCCGCAGGGUAUCCUGUGCCAGCUACACAGGUACAACACCAUACACACACACCUAGGCCUCAGACCAGGGCUUGCUUUUAUUGUAACCAAUUAGGUCAUUUCAGGAAUUUCUUGACCAUAUUGUCCACACCCCAGAGUGCCUAGACAACAACAGCCAACCACUAGACCACCUAAUCCUGUGUUCAGCUAUCCUAUGCCCCUGCAAUCACACAUGGUUGCCUCCAGCCAGGUUACCCUCCACAGGUAUAUCCUCAGGCACAUACUUCGUAUUACCCUCCUCAGGAAUAUACCCAAGCUGCCUGUCAUCUACCUCCAGCUCAUGAUCACCCUCCACACACCGCAGUGAUAAUUAUGAUACAGAUUAUUAUCAACAAGACGACCGUCCUGUACCCAGUCAACAUUGCCCUACACAGUAGACUCACAUGUCACUACACUGGCUCUGAUCAAUCUCAUCUAGACCUCAUACAAUAGGUAACUGGCAAACCUGUGUCUAACACCCCUGUCAUGGCAGUGUCUACAGGGGACAAAGGUGGGCCUCUCGCUACAGUAGUCCUACCCGUAGAGAGUCAUCCGACUUCCUUUUUAGUUGACAUAGGUGCAGCCCGCAGUGUUCUCAGAGAACAAGACCUGCCUGACUCAUCUUACCUAUCCGACACAGAUGUCUCUUGUGUAGGUGUCGAUGGUACCCCUAGAAACAACCCAUUAACUAAGCUCUUGCGGGUGGGUUCAGACAUUCUCUCAUGGUUUGUUGUCUCUUCUACUUGUCCAAUUAACCUGUUAGGUGCUGAUGUUCUGUCCCAUCUUCAAGCUUCUAUCUCCUUCACCGCUGAUGGCCAGAUUCAAUUAUUAACCCCCCUUUCUCGCAAAGAUACUUCUGUUCUUUGCUCUUUGCCCCUACUGUUACACAUGACUGCCCCCAGGUCUACAGGCCCAGAGGACAUUGGCCGCCUAAGAGUCCCACCCGUGGUUGUCACGCUACUAAGGGGAGCUAAUCCAUCACGAAGACCACAGUACCCAUUAAAGCCUGCACAAGCCCUUGCCAUCUCCAAACAAGUUGAAAGUCUGUUAGCAAAAGGUGUUCUGGUAAAGUGUGUGUCAGAGUGUAACACCCCUCUAUUUCCAGUGAAGAAAAAGAAUGAAAAAGGCCAACCUGACCAAUACCGUAUGGUUCAAGACCUCUGCGCUGUUAAUGAUGUCACCAACCGAGACACUGCUGUUGUUCCUAAUCCACAUACACUGUUGUCACAAGUCCCUCCAACAGCUAAAUUCUUCACUGUGGUUGAUCUUGCAAACGCCUUUUUCAGCGUGCCCUUGGAUCCCUCUUGCCAAUAUCUGUUUGCUUUCAUACACGAUCGCCAACAGUACACUUGGACUGUAAUGCCUCAAGGUGCACAAAAUUCCCCUACUCAAUUCGCCAAAGAUAUGUCAACUGUCUUAGAACAUUGGCAAAAGUCUCACCCUGACGUGGUCCUGCUCCACGGGAGAUUGUGGAUGAUUUACUUCUCUGUGCGGAUGAUCUUCCAACUGCUGAACAAAAUUCUGAAGAUCUCAUUUGUUUCCUCACUGAAGAAGGAUGUAAAGCCUCCAGAAUGAAACUUCAGUGGUGCCAGCCCUCUGUGGUCUUCUUGGGACAUUGCCUUUCUCAUGGCACUGUCACCUAACAGAGAACAGAGUACUUGCUAUUACAAAUCUCUCUCUCCCAUCUACUCAUCAAGCUCUUCAUGUCUUCUUGGGCCUCAUCACAUAUUGCAGGUCUUGGAUACCUGAGGCUUCUCAGCUCAUGCAACCUCUCUAUGAUGCCUUGAAGACAGAACCAUUUUCAUUGUCUUUAACAGCUCACUCCUGCUACUAUGCCCUUCAAAGGGCCAUCUCCUCUGCCCCAGCUUUGGGCCUACCUAACUAUCAGCAACCAUUCAAACUUUUUGUCUCUGAAAAGAUGGGCCAUGCUUCAGGGGUCCUUACACAAUCACAUGGUUCCCGUCAACGCCCUAUUGGUUAUUUUUCAUGCAUGCUGGACCCUGUGGCUUGAGGCGGUCCUUCUUGUUUACGUGUUGUUUUUGCUGCCAGUGCUCUGCUGGACAAAACUAAUGACUUUGUUCUUGGACAUAAACUCACUGUCCUUGCUCCCCAUGAUAUCACGGCCAUCCUGAAUCAAGUCCAACCGAAACAUCUCUCCUCCCAGAGACACCUCCGCCUUCAAACCUCCCUUAUCUUGCCUGAUAACGUCACUCUACAAAGAUGUAACUCUUUGAACCCGGCCACUCUUCUACCACUUCCCAAGGGGGGAGUACCAUAAUACUGGUACAGUCUGGACAUAAAUCCUGAUGUUCAUAUGGAACUUCAAGUGAAAAAGCCCCUGGUUCCACAUGAUGAACAUCCUGAGGGCUACUUACAUUCCACCCUGUGGUUCAGGAAUACCCCAGGUCCUGACCCAUGCUAUGAAGAAUAAUUAUUCAGCCUGGUGGAAAUAUGCAUCACCCUGACAGACCUGUUCUGUGACUCCAGAGGAAAUAUUGUUAUCUUGGUCUACCUGCCCAUGGAGGUAUCACAUUUAUACCACCACUGGGAGGUGGCAAUUCCUCAUAUCUCUUUCACCAAAUCUCCAAAUCUCUCAUGGAAAGAACUCGGCCCAAUGGCCAAAACAUGGAGUACCGCAAAUCAAGAACAGCUCACAUUGAUGGGGGUCACUAAAAGGACCAUAAAUUGCAAAACAGUCGGUUACCCUUGAUAUCACACAGAGAUAUGUGAAGACAUCCCUCCUACAGAACAGGACCCGGAUGCCCCUCAUGACUGUUUUGAACAGAUGAAAAUGGAGACAACCCAUCUCCCAACGGUGCACGAGGCUGCUCUGCCAGAUCCUGACUUCACCCUGUUUGUGGAUGGUUCUUGAUUUGCCGACGUACAGGGACAAUAUCAUACCGGAUAUGCUGUCACUACAGAAGACCGAGUACUCCAAGCAUCUUCACUUCCAUCAUUUAAGUCAGCACAAGAAGCCAAACUAAUAGCCCUUACAGCAGCAUGUAAGAUGUCUGAAGGGAAAUGUGUUAAUAUCUAUACAGACUCAAGGUAUGCCCUGGGCGUAGCACAUGAUUUUGGCUUAAUCUGGAAAAGAAGGGGGUUUCUUACAGCAACAGGUACUCCGGUGAAACAUGGCGCAGCUAUCAACGAAUUAAUGGAUGCCUUACUGCUCCCUGAAGAGCUGGCCAUAUUGAAGGUAAAGUCCCACGGGAGAUUGAAUUCCGAAGAAGCAUGUGGCAAUUACUUAGCCGAUCAGGCUGCUAAAGAUGUGGCACGCCAGUGUCGAGAAGUGGACAGAAGAGUGCCCGUUGAACAGACUCCUAUUUACACUAUGCAAACCCUAACUACCGAUCUCAAGUUCCUAAGAGAACAACGGCCGCUGCCACCCCUCAGGAAAAACAAAGUUGGAACGAUAAAGGGGCAAUCCUACAGAAUAAAGUGUACACAAUCAACCUCAAAUUCUGUCUACCCAAGAAUAUGUACCCAGCUGUCGUUCAGUGGGCCCAUUUAUCCAAGCACCUCAUGAACUCCCUGAUUGAUAAAUAUUUUGAGGCACCUUGAAUCACUACUUUGACAAGAAAUUACUGCAGAUCCUGUACUAUCUGCAUCAGAUGUAAUCCGGGAAAAAUAAUUAAAGCUGCACCAAACCAUUUGGCCAAGCCACAGUACCCUUUCCAAGGGAUCCAAAUUGAUCAUAUCCAAAUGCCAAAAAGUGGCUGGUAUGAAUAUGCACUGGUCAUAGUGGAUAUGUUUUCAGGAUGGCCAGAAGCUUUCCUGUCACUAAUCCCACUGCUAAGACCACAGCAAAGCGCCUACUUACUGAAAUCAUCCUGAGGUGAUUGAAAGUGACCAGGGAACAUCCUUCACCGGGUUGCUAACCAAGGAAAUCUGGGCAGCACUAGGGGUGACCCUUGCAUUCCACACACCCUAUCACCCACAGAGUAGUGGUAAGAUAGAAUGCAUGAAUGGCACCUUGAAAGCCAGAAUGCUUAAGAUGGCCCAAGAAACUAACCUACCCUGGCCGGAAAGUCUUCCCAUAGCACUAUUUAGGGAGAUUUAGCUUAUCCCCCUACGAGAUUUUAUUUGGUACAGCACCCAGGUUAGGCUGUUAUUUUCCUCAACAACUUCAAAUUCAGUCAGAUGCAAUGGUAGAUUAUAUAACUGCACUCUCUCAUGCCUUGACCAAAAUCCAUGCACAGGUGUUUUCUUCUAUUCCAGAUCCAGAAUCAAACACAGGCACACAUAAACUUCUUCCUGAUUAUGGUCAAGAAAUUCCUGAGAAAGCACACUCUUGAGCCAAGGUUUGACGGUCCAUUCCAAGUCCUAUUGACCACGUCUACCUCGGUAAAAUUGGCUGGGAAGAAUACGUGGAUACAUGCCUCGCACUGUAAGAAAGUUCCUGAUCCAGAGGAAGCAGAUCCUGCUAAACUAUGAGCUUCCUGUGUCUAUUUCUGUUGCUAGGCCUAUUAAAGGCCCAACAAGUUGCUAUCACCAAAGAUAAUCGUGUUUACACAUUCUGGUAUAACUCUUCAAAAACACAUGUAGCUACUUUUACCUUUGAUUACUGUGAUAUUGUUCCUUGUACUUUUCCACAACACUCAGCAAUAUACAAAGACAUACCCAGUAGAAAGGACCCAUACAUUUGUGUGACAGGUGACCAUUGGGGACAUCACUGUAGUACCUGGAGAGCAGCGGGAUGGAACACAGGCCGACCAUGGGCUUCAGACCACAAAGCGCCUUGGAUAGGGUGGACAGACAUGGGAAACCCUUAUUACACAGAAUGACCUUAUGUAUGCCAACAGGGUCUACCCCAAUGAAACUCAAUUUAAACAUAGAACAUCCCAGCCCAGGUGAUACUGGAGAGUACAUAAUGGGGAUGUACUGGAGAGGGGGUGGCUCAUAUAACAAGUUGGGGACCUUCUAUUUACAUGACAUGCAUACAUCACCUGACUGACUAGACUCUACACACAGGACCACUAACCCUCUAAAACCACACAUUAAAACUCUUAAGGACAUGGUGGAAAUUGCCAAUCCUACAUUCGAGGACACUAUGGCUGUGGAGACCGAUUUUUCAGAUACCAACCUAUGGCUUGAGUGGAUGAGGUAUAAUGCUAAUUCACACAAUAAAACUAACUGUUAUGUCUGUGGCGGGGCCAGACCCCAUCUGGGUACAGUGCCUUUUAAUCUACCCCCCGAUGUUGAGAUGUGUUUUCUAAGCCUCUAUGUACAAUCAGCCACAAACUCAUCAGUAUGAGAAUCAUGGAAAAAGGUAUAUCCAAUAACUCAAGGGAAUCUCAGGCCACCUGAUAGAAUCACCGUGUAUCCAGGUAAUUACACUUGCUACACUAUACAAGGAACCACGGGUAAAUUUGUGGGUAGUUUUCCUCCCGGCUACUGUGCCACCUAUCAGAAACCUCCCACUACCUUAUUGGUAAAUCAAGUCAAGUCCUUGGGAGACAUUUAUUGGCUAUGUGGAGAUAUGCAACUCAGGUCUAAAAUGACUGGCCUGUGGUGGGGAGAACGCACUCUGACCAAUGCCAUCAUGCCUAUACAUAUAAUUUCUGAUAGCCACCAAGGCCCACUUGAUUCCCCACACACGUACUUCAGGAUAAAAAGAGAAACCCCUAUUUAAGGUAGUUUCGAUCCAGGGCCGGAUUGGGGAUACAAAGCAGCCCUGGACAAAAAAUUUGUGCCAGCCUCAUAAGUCACUGCGCCACAUAUUGUCUAUGUCUUGCCAGGACAGAUGAUUGAGUAAUAUAUAUAUAUAUUGCUUUUUCUAAUAUAAAAUAUUGGUCCUUUCAGCGUAAAACGUUUAAUUAUACAGUAAGCAUACUCACAUGCAGACACAGGCAAUUUCACUGACAUCUCAAUGACACACACAAGCUCAUUGAUACACAGCCUCAUGGACAAACAAUCUUACUGAUAUACAUCAGCUCAUUGACAUAAAAACACAAGCUCACUCACUAGCAGGCACACGCAUGCAAGCAAGCUCACUCACUAGCAGGCACACGCAUGCAGGCAAGCUCACUCACUAGCAGACGCACACACACAGCUUAAUGUAGUGGUACUGGUGUCUAUAGCAUGUCCCUACAGGCUUUUCAAUGUAAACACUGACUUUUCAGAGAAAAGGCAGUGUUUACAUUGCUUUAAAGUGACACUGCUAGUGACAGUCACUCAGACGGUCACUAGAGGUGCUUCCUGUGUUAGUGCACCUACAUUCAGGGCCUCCACACUCUGUAGGUGCUGAACAUUCCCCAUAGAGAUACAUUGAUUCAAUGCAUCUCUAUGAGGAGGUGCUGAUUGGAGUGGCGUUUUGCAGCCAAUCCUAUGGCAAAGCAUUGGAUUGGCUGAGAUCAUCAAGCUUGAUGAUCUCAGCUAUAGAGGCAGGGCCAAUCGAGGGGAGACCAGCACGCUGCAUGGGGAAAAAAAAGGUGAGCAAAAACACUAUUUUUAAACACACAUAUAUACCAUGACAGACACAGAAACACACAUAUACCAUGACAGAUACACACCCCAUGACAGACACACACACACCAUGACAGACCAUGACACAGACAGACCCCCCCCCACACACACACACACACCAUGACACAGACAGACACACACACCAUGACACAGACAGGCACACACACUGUGACAGAUCCAUCUUUAUAGACUGGGAUUGCUGGUUCGUCUAUUUUGCCUUUUCGUGGAAUUACCCGUUCGUAUGCCCCUGUUCAGUGAAUUGACUUUUCCACUGAACAAAACUACCGAACGGACGGCCACCCAGAAGAGAAGUGUGCUGCUGGUUAGAAUGUUGUGGUUAACCACAGACACUUCUCAAUUAAAAGCGAAUACAGGGUGGUCGUCGCUCGUAUGUCGACCACGAGGCAGCGGCCAUUUUAAACCAUGCGAAAGACCAGCGGUGUUCGGCAUGGAUUUCAUGGAACUGAAAACGGACACUUUUUCUGCCGAACACCGCUGAAGCCGCCGACCUCCCUUCUCAAUCGACAGAAGUAUACGAACACCGGCCGUUCGGGAGUUUUAUACGCACGAAUGGACUUACCCCAGAUAGCCUUCCCAUGGAGUCAAUCGCAUACCGAAAGACUGUAAUAGACUUUGACUCCAUGGCGAUUGAACUAUGCGUAUGGGAUCUGAGCGCUAUUCGCCAAUAAUAUGCACUCAGAUCCAGGCUAUCGGGGGAUACGUGAUACGAAUGGGUAACAUUCGACAAAUGUAAAGUUAUAUAUUUUUAUAUGUUUUUCUGUGUUGAAUUUAAAAUGGCGAUUUGCCUCUGUCCUGGAGAUAAUUGAAUUACUUCUCAAUUAUCUCGAGGGCAGAAGGGAGGAAAUACUAAUGCAUGCUGGGAAUAUUCUGUGUCUGUGGGUCCUAACCUGCCAUAUGUCUGUCUAUUGUUACAGUCUCCCAUUUGGUCCCCUAGGGAGACCAAGUGGGAGACCUGCAUAAAUACGGGCAGGUAGCCCACAGUAAAGCCAGUUCAUGUUUUACCCUCAAUGCGGAGCUUGGUCUCGUUAUUGGGGGGAUUUAUUACCAACGACUAGAGACUGCCGGAUGAGAUUAUUAGCCGCUGGGGAGAUAUAUGCGUUCGGCUACUAUUGGCGAUUCGUGAGUUUGGAGCUCGUGAAGUGAAGUGCCCGUACGGAUCCCGUUCGUGAGUUUACAGCGUUCCCCUGCUUGCGGUUCGUAUGAUUGUACUUGAUACGCAUAUAGCCUAUGUUAUUGCGAGAGGGGAGGAUUUUCUAAACAGCGGUUUGUGCAUCUGAUGCUGAGGGUACCGUAACACACACCAUGGCACAGACACACACACACACCCCAUGACGGAGGGACAGACACACAUCCCAUGACGGACGCACAGACACACACCCCAUGAAGCAUGGACAGACACAUACACACCCCAUGACGGACAGACACACACACCAUGACACAGACAGACAUACACCCCCAUGACAGACAGACACACCCCAUGACGGACAGACACACACACACCCCAUGAUGGACAGACACACCCCAUGACGGACAGACACACAACCAAUGACGGACAGACAUACACACCAUGACGGACAGACACACACACACACCAUGACACAGACAGACACACACCAUACAGACAGACACCAUGACACACACACACGCACACACCAUACAGACAGACAGACACACACCAUACAGACACCAUGACACAGACAGACACACACACACACACCAUACAGACAGACACCAUGACACAGACAGACACACACCAUACAGACAGACACCAUGACACACACACACGCACACACACACACACCAUAACAGACAGACACACACCCCAUGACAGACAGACACACACCCCAUGACGGACAGACAGACACACACACCAUGAUGGACGGACACACACACCCCAUGAUGGACAGACACACACCCCAUGACGGACAGACAGACACACACCCCAUGAUGGACAGACACACACACCAUGACGGACAGACACACACACACACCAUGACACAGACAGACACACACACCAUACAGACAGACACCAUGACACAGACAGACACACACCAUACAGACAGACACCAUGAUACACACACACACACCAUACAGACAGACACACACACACACACACACACACACACCAUACAGACACCAUGACACAGACAGACAGACACACACACACAUCAUAACAGACAGACAAACUCACACUGACACAUUACUAAUACCUGCCAGGGGGAGGUCUUCUGGCGGCCGCUGGGGAGGUCUGCUGGCGGCCGCCGGGGAGGUCUGCUGACGGCCGCUGGGGGACUUGUACUGGCGGCCGGAGGGGGAGCUGGGCUGGCUCUGCUCUCCUGCCCUUGCGCGCUGCUGAAUGAGACCGGCGCCGAAAUAUGACAUCAUAUUCCGGCACCGAUCUCAUUCAGCUGCGCGCUGGGGAGCAGAGCCAGCGCAGCUUCCCCCAGCGGCCGCCAGUACAAGUCCCCCAGCGGCCGCCAGAAGACCUCCCCGGCGGCCGCCAGCAGACCCAGGUGUCUGCCCGGCCCCAGGUGCCGACGGCCCACCGGGAAAUUUCCCGGUAUCCCUGUGGGCCAGUCCGGCCCUGUAUAUAUCGAUGCCAUAGGUGUACCAAGGGGGGUACCAAACGAGUUCAAGGCCAGCGAUGAGGUUGCGGCAGGUUUCGAAUCCUUGAUCCCACUCAUCACUGCUAACAAGAAUAUUAACUGGAUUAAUUAUAAUCAGCAAAAUUUUGUCAAUUAUACUAGAGAUGCCCUUCAAGGCUUUGCAGAACAAUUGCAGGCUACCUCCCAAAUGACAUUCCAGAAUCGAAUGGCCUUAGACAUGAUCCUAGCAGAAAAGGGGUGUGUGUGUAAAAUACUCCCCGACACUAUGACAUGCUGUACCUUCAUUCCAGAUAAUACAGGCCCCAAUGGUAAAGUAACCAUGGCCAUAGAGAAAUUAGAAAGUCUCUCUGACGAAUUAACAAAAGAACUCAGGGGUCUCCAAUUCAUGGGACAGAUGGUUGGGAUGGAUGAGUGGAUGACAGAGAGUUCUCUUUCAAGUAGGUAUGGCAGUUCUUACAGUAGUGAUUCUCUUCCUGGUUUGCUGCUUGAAGCCCUGGGUGCAAAGAUACUUAUAAAAGACUGUAGAUCAGACCAUUGACCACACCACACCUACAUUCCUACAUCAAGAUAUUGACAAUAUAGACUGUGACACCCCGCACACACCUCUUCAGUCCCACAACCUCCAAAGGACAAUUACUUAUUUAUAGGGACAGCAUAGGGACAGCGUCUGUCUCCAUGGGUAGGAGUCUGACGCGGGAGAUGUAGUGGGUUAGCCACUACGGGAUACCCGCGUAGUGAAGCGUUCAAGGCUUGUUCAGACAGUUAAGCUGCAGCCAAGUAGGGACAUUGUUAGGGUUAGUUAGUAGUUGUCUCUUUAGUAAAUAGUCAUUUUAAGGGGGGACUGUUGUGGACAAAAAUAUUAACCCAAUUCAUAUUAAUAAAAUGCCUAUCUAUUAAGCAUAACCACAAUCAGCAUUAUUCAACCUUAUAUGUGAUUUACCUAAAAUGGUCGCUAGGGAUUUUGCCUUUGACAUCGACUAACACCCUCAUUAGCAAGAUGGCGCUGGAAUCUGGGGGAGACCUCCAAGAUACCAGUGACAUCACACCCGGUAGGAAGAGCACUAAAUGAACCACUUAACACCUAACCAAUUAUUGAUGUAUUAUUCCAUGUUAUUUCUGACAAUGCAUAUGAUGUAACUUUGCUUUAUAAGGGGUUUGCCGUCCCCCCAGAAUAAACAUUCCUCAAGUUUUUAAUUAACUUGAAACCUGUGUCUGGUGUGAAUUACCUCAGGAGCGUGCACGCAUCUUUUUAAAUUUGGCAAGGGGCAGAAACGCAAGAUUAAUCAAUUAAUUGAUUGAUUUCACAUCAGGUGUAUUAAAUGUGUGUGUUAUAAGUGUAUUGGUUGCAUGUGAUAUUUGUGCUGGGUUUAUUGGCUGUGUGUGAUGGGUAGUUAAUUCAGAUAAAAAUAUGCAUUUAAGCAUGUGUGCAUGCAGGUGUAUAUUUUUUGCAGAGUUAUGUGCACACAGUCCCACAGUCAGAUGCACAGUUAUACAUAUACACAUGUCAAAUACACCACAUGCACACAGUCACAGAAACACACAGGGACAGGCAGUAACACACAUACACAGUUACAGGCAGAUAAACACACACACACACAAUUACAGGAAGACAGACAGACACACACAGCCACACAUACAGUCUGACUUACACACACAUACUUACAGGCAGACAACCAUACACACAGCCACACACAGGCAAGCAGUCACACACACACAGAUAGCCACACACAAACAUACAGGCAAACAACCAGACACACACAGAGGCAGACAGCCACACACACACACAAACACACACACACACACACAGGCAGACAUAGAAACAUAGAAUGUGACGACAGAUAAGAACCAUUCGGCCCAUCUAGUCUGCCGAGACAGUCACACCUAGGCAGUCCCACACACACACACACACACACACACACACAGAGGCUUAUUGUCUCACACACAGGCAGACCAUCAUACACACGGACACAGUCAGACAGUCACACACACACACAGACAGUCACAUAGACACACACAGUCAGACAGCCAAACACACAGACAGUCACACAAACAGGCAGACAGUCACACACACACACACACAGGCAGACAGCUACACACACACACACACACACACACAUGCAGACAGUCACAUAGGCAGACAGUCACACACAGAGUCUCACACACAGGCAGACAGUCACCCACACACACAGGCAGACAGUCACACACACACAGGCAGACAGUCACAUAGACACACAGUUAGACAGUCAAACACACAGACAGUCACACACACACACACACACAGACAGACAGUUAUAUACACACACACACACACACACACCCACAGCCAGACAGUCACAUAGACACACACACACAGUCAGACAAUCACACAUAGUUACCUCUGUUCCUUAUGGAGGUGGAAGUAGUGCAGCUCCUGGAGACUGGUUUUUGGGGGAAGCAGGGACUCCUUCCUGCUUCCCCUGCAGCAGUUACCUGAAACUUUUAGCUCCACACCCACCACACGGUAAGCUCCACCCCGCCACAUGUAAGCUCCGCCCCACACCGCAAUAUAUAUUUUUUUAUCCCGGCCGGCCAUGUGCGAGUGCCCCCUGCUCCCAUGGCUCCCUGUGUGGCCGCACAGCUCACGCACCCCUAAGGCCGGCCCUGCACGUAAUCGCACAAGCAGCCUCCAAACACAUGGACAAUACACUUUCCUGGCCCCUUUGUCCUCUGCUGGGUCUGCGCAUGGGCUGCCUUUGAAGAGCACUCAACCAACAAGCUCACUUUGAGAGGGGGAAUGCUUGUCAUUGGUAAAGACAAACCCCGCCUGCUCCUCCCUCUUUGGUCCCGGCCCCUUCUCACUGGGUCAUUUUAAUAAAAAAAUGCCCUGGCCAAAUUUUUUUCCCAGUCCGUUCCUGGUAUUAGGUCUGGAUUAGUCUCUUUAACUGUCUUAGCAGACAGUGAGAGAUAAGUUGACAGAUAAGCGAACAGAGACAGGAGACAAGACAUGUUACUCUAAAGGUAUGUUUUGUGAGUAUUGUGAGUGGACACUAGACAGGGCAGGCAGAGUGGGGCAAAAUAUGUAAAAAAUAUACAAAAGCUGAUUAGACCAAAACCUAUAAAAUGCAUAAACAUUGACCCUUUAAAGAAAACCAGAUUACGUGAUUCCCAUUAAUUCAUGAUGGCGGUAAAGCCUUUCUUAUUAAACUUUGUUUUUGUCUGUUUCCACAGGUUGUUGCUGUAAGUGCGCUCUACCAUGCAAGGAAACACAUGUUGGACACACUGAAUAUGCUCUAUCUUUUAGCAAAUAG